Messenger RNA from Falco peregrinus (peregrine falcon), 8393 nucleotides. It is a transcript of the gene CCNT2, whose product is annotated as cyclin T2. Gene Ontology annotation, cellular component: cyclin/CDK positive transcription elongation factor complex; nucleus. Gene Ontology annotation, molecular function: cyclin-dependent protein serine/threonine kinase activator activity. Lineage: Eukaryota; Metazoa; Chordata; Aves; Falconiformes; Falconidae. Gene Ontology annotation, biological process: regulation of transcription by RNA polymerase II; positive regulation of DNA-templated transcription, elongation. The record is from RefSeq and is a predicted model, not a curated record. The transcript is spliced from 6 exons. The coding region runs from base 3507 to 5270 and encodes 587 amino acids.
CUUUUUUUACCUUUCUAGUGAAAUUUGAAGGUGAUGUUAUUUGUCUAAUGUGAUCUUCACCAACUGUGUUAUUCAAAGAGUUUAUUUAAAGCUAAUUACUAAAAGCCUGAUCUUAACCUUUAGAGUUGGAUAGAGUUCAGUUCUCUAUCCUUCAUAAUUUCUUUGCUUUCUUCUUAGCUUUGAUUUUAAUGUCUGUCCCAUGUUUUCUGAAAUGACAGAAGCAAUUAGUGGUUGAAAACUGAAUCGCCAACUACUUGGCAUUGUUCUGCUUUGAUUAUCAUCACUCUUGAAGUAGUUUUACCAAGUGAAGAUUAGACUGCAUGUAAAUUGAUGGCUAAUGCUAGCUUUCUGUCUUAGCAGAUCUCUUCAACUAAUGAACUGAGGGGUUAAGAGAGUGCAUAGUAGGUUUGCUAUCACAUGCAAAUACUUAAAAGAUGUGACUAAUUGUUUUUUCUGGAGCAGGGUGUACUUGUUUUGGAUGGUAGCACAAAACCCCAAACCUUUUGUUGAACAGUCAUAUCCUGUAACUUGUAUGCAGCUCAUUAACGUGACUGGCUAGAAACCUGUUUUGUUCUUCAAUAUUUUUCUGUUGCAUUUUGGCAUAUCUUCUUCAAUUCUUAAAUGGGUUUCUUUUGGAGCUUUAAAAAAAAGGAAAAAAAUCGUCUCAUAAGAUGGAGGAUGAAAAAACUGGGAAUCAGUUGUAAAAGCACCUAAAAUAAGCUUUUUACUUUAAUUAUGCUCCUUAAAUAAAAAGUUUUUGGAAAUUACUAGGCCAUGGUUGUUAUCUUUAGUCAUUAGCUUUUUCUGUAGUGAAAAAUGCAAAGUUAAGCACUUCAGAGGUUUUUUGUUGUUUGUGGGUUUUUUUGCUAUAAAGUCAGGUACAACGUAAUCAUGUUAACUAGAUCUGGGUUUUAGUAACACUAAAAUUACAGUUGCUUUUUGAAGGAAAAGUAUCUCUCGUUUUUAAAAUAGCUUAUUGGUGUAGUGUCUUCAGAGUUUGAUCCUGAGUGGGACUGGAGCUGUAGCUUGCCUGUGCAAGUAGCGUUAUUGCUGUUCUUGCAGUAAGAUAAUGAUUCUUCACUUUCUGUCCAGAAUUGGUUGUGACUUGGUGCAUAAGUCUGAUUGCACCUGGAGUCUCAGUAGUCUGCAUCAGCAGCUCUGUCGGGUUUUGCUUUGCAUUUUCUUAGCUGUUGGUCAGUGUAAAUGUGAGCAUGGAUUUCAUGGGUUUGUGUGAGCCCCUGCACUUCUGCCUCAGCGUUUGGGGCUGCGGGGAGGGGUGGCAGGCAGUGUGGUAGCUGCAUCAGAAUUUCCACGUGAGCAAGUGUAUUUGACUUGAGCCUACAAGAAGAAAGGCAUCCUGCUACACAAACGUCUUUCCUUUUGUCAAGGGUAGAUACUCUUAAGACAGCUCAGCUUUUUCCUUUGUGUUUUGUAUGCUACUUCUGUGUAGUGACUAAGUUCAUACGUUGAAGGUACAUGCUAAUUUUUAAAUAGGGCAUUUUAAAGGUAGUAUUUAAUGUCAGCACAGUUUAACAAAAUACUUAGAAUUCUAAAUUUAAAGCAAAUUUGAAAUGUGAAGGCUUCAGUUACUGCUGAAAAUCCAUGUGCCUCAAGGACUGGUGCAAAGUGAAUGUAAUACAUCUGAUGCUUGAAAAUCUACUCAAGUAGGUGUGCUCCUUAGUACGGGUCUGUGCAAAUGGAGUUCUUGUCGGCAUAUGCCCCUUCUAGGGGUGGUGUAGGCUGCGAACACAAGACUGGAGUACCUCAUACUAAAAAACCCAACAACAAAAAAACAACACCAUGACAACCAAAAACAAACAAAAAAUUAAUCUACACAUAAAAAACAUUGAACAUGAAAUCUGUAGUCAUGCAUGCAAGUCAAGCAAGUAGAGAAUAAUUACCGUGGAGUAUUAGUCUUAUGUAUCGAGUGAAUAAAGAGAUAGGCUUGUGGGCACAGUGAUAUAUCUUCAAAGAUGCGGUGGUAUGAUUUUAGUUCUCUAUCUCUUUAACAUUUAUUUAGUGGACACCAUGUUGUUUUACUGUGAAUAGGUUCAACACUUAGAUAUCAAGUCCUAAAGGUUUCAAAAUAUAUCUAAGACUCGUCAGUGUUAAGCCUUCAGUGCUAAAGGCAUUCACUGAGAAGUUAAAGAAAUCCAAGGUUGCUUCUUCCAGUUCUGGUAACAUGUCUUCUUGGACAAAAAGCACCAUUUCAGAAGGCAGAGGUACAUUUUUUUAUUAAAGGUGAUUAAUUUAUCCAAGUAAUUAAAACCUCUGGCUGUAUGUUUGGGGAAGGAAGGAAGGAACAUAAUAUGGCUGACAUAAGUAUCAAAAGAGAGGCAACAAAGUUAGCUGAGGUAUGCAGGUGUACCUGAGACUUUGGCUUAGUAUUUGUGCACUGAAUUGCCAUGUGCUGGGAAGAUUCCCUUUUGCUGGUUAAACUUAAGUGGCUAAGAGGGUGCCUGAUUCUGUAUGUCAUUUUCUGUUGUCUUGCAUCCAGGAGAAUGUGCUUUAUGCUGUCACUGUUACCUGUAGUAAUCUGUAAGCUACCCUCUUUAAAAAACAAAAUAAAUAAAACUAAAAAAAAACCAAACUGCAGGUUCUGUUGAUGAUGCUCAAAAGAUUCAGCCAAGUCCUUUGUCAGAAGACUGUCUACUCUUGCAGUGGCAUACCAGAAUCAAUUGCUGGAAGCUGAAGAUGGACUAGUAAGUAGGAGUUGAUGCCAACAGGCAUAACUGUUUCAACAUGGAACUAAAGAAAAAGUUGAGUCUCCACCUCUAAGACUGAAAGUUUUUCUGAGGGUAGCAGUAGACAACACAGAUCACUGUAGGUAAGGGGUGACUGGCUGCAUAUGUAAUGACUCAAAUGUUCAGGCACAAGGUAUAUAAUCCUUCUGGUUUUCAAAGAUUGAUGGGUUGAUGAAAUUGUUCCAUCUUUACAGUUUGGACAGCAUAGUAGACAAGGGAAAUGGUGUGGGCUCAGUCUUUUUUCUGCACCGUUCUUCCUCAGUGUCAAGAGACUGAGAAGAGGAGACAGGACCAUCAUUCCUUAGGAUCCCACAGGUCCUCUAAAGAAUCUGAAGGCAGUGGAUCUGUGAAGGCCUGUCAGCAAGCUCCAGGAUUCCAUUCCAGGGAUGCUCCAGUAGUGAAGAGAACAAAGAGGGGGGAAAAAAAAUCAAAACCACCAACACCAAAAACGGUUCUGGUGUCAAACUACCUCACUGGCUUUGAAUGCUAGUUGAAUGCUUAGCAAUGAAACUGCCCUAGUGCUGAGAGCAUGGCGUGGUCCUCAGUCUGUUCCCAGCCUGCUUCUGGUGGAACUUGAAGGGGAGGAAUCUGUAUCCUCAUCUCCAUCUUGGGAAGUCUUCAGUCAUUCCUUUUUCUGUGUUGGUACACAACCUUCUUUUGGAACUGAAGAUUGGAUCCCAAGGAUAUCUAGGAUUGUUCUCACUGCUCUGCAGGUUAUCAGGUAGAACUGAUUUCAAGUGAUAGUGUGAAAGUAAGAAUUCAAUGAAGGCUGCAUUCAAUCUUCAGUUAAAACCCCUGUGCCCAGCUAUUCCAUUAUAUGCAUGUUACACAAGCAAGGAUUUGGCACAGACAUCCUAUUUCAUGGCUACCAACAGUCUUCACCUUACUACAUUCUGUCUUCAGUACAAGCCUACAGUGAUAGCAUGUGUGUGCAUUCACUUGGCCUGCAAGUGGUCCAACUGGGAGAUUCCAGUAUCAACUGAUGGAAAACACUGGUGGGAAUAUGUAGAUCCUUCGGUUACCCUAGAAUUACUAGAUGAGCUAACUCAUGAGUUCCUGCAAAUACUGGAGAAAACGCCUAGCAGGCUCAAAAGAAUUAGAAAUUGGCAGGCUAAUCAGGCUGCCAAGAAACCUAAAGGUGAAGGACAGGUGUCCGAGAACUCACUUCUUGGUUCAUCUUUGGUCCAGAAUUCCAUUUUGGUGGAUACAGUUACUGGUGUAGCUGCAAACACAAGUUUCCAAAAACCAUCGACAUCAUUUCCUGCACCGGUACCUCUGACCUCAGGAAGUAUUUCUGUUCCAGACAGUCAUGCACCUGAAAAUUUGGCAAUAUUAGCUACAGGAAUGCCAAGUACCUCAUACAGUUUGGCAUCACACCAGGAAUGGCCUCAGCAUCAAGAGCAAACAAGGACAGAACAAAUAUACUCUCAAAAACAGGAGACGUUACCUGCUGGUCAGUACAACAUGAACUUCCAACCAGGGACGUCUGUACAGUUGCACUCUGGAGUACAUCACAGACCUGACAAGCUUGCUGAGCAUUCUGCUGUCAAACAAGAAUAUUCUCAUAAGUCAGGAAACAAACACCAUGGACAAGUCGCUGCUCCUGUCAUAAUUCCACAAAAAAUGUCUCUGGAUAAAUACAGAGAGAAGCGCAAACUAGAAACCCUCGAACUGGACAUGAGAGAACACUAUGUAGCAACCCCAGGCGAACAGCAGCACAAAAAACACGUGCAGCCACAGCCAGCCAGCAGUUCUUCUGUUACGUCUCCUAUUAAAAUGAAAAUUCCUAUCGCAAACGCAGAAAAGCCUGAAAAACACUUUUCUGAUAAGAAAGAAAAGGGUGGCUCGCUCAAACUCCGUAUACCGAUCCCACCCACAGAAAAGGGUGCCAGUAAGGAGGAGCUGAAAAUGAAAAUUAAAGUUUCUUCCUCGGAAAGGCAUAGCUCAUCGGACGAGGGUAGCGGAAAAAGUAAACAUUCAAGUCCCCACGUUAGCAAAGAGCAUAAGGAGAAACACAAAGAACACUCUUUAAACCGCCACCACAGUACUGGGCAUAAGCACUCCCAUUCACACAGUGGUGGCAGCAGUAGUGGCGGCAGUAAGCAUAGCACUGACGGAGUAGCACCGACUGUUUUGAGGAGUCCUGUUGGCCUGAGUAGCGAUGGCAAUUCCUCUAGUUCCGGCUCUUCAAGAAAGAAGUUGCACAGCAAUGAUGCUUCUCACAACCACCACUCCAAAAUGAGCAAAAGUUCCAAAAGUUCAGGUAGUUCAUCUAGUUCUUCCUCUGUUAAGCAGUAUGUAUCCUCUCACAACUCUGUUUUUAACCUUCCCUUACCCCCUCCUCCCCCUGUCACAUACCAGGUGGGCUACGGACAUCUCAGCACCCUCGUGAAACUGGACAAGAAACCAGUGGAGAACGGUCCUGAUGCCAAUCACCAGUACAGUACAAACAGCCAGCAUAUGGACUACAAAGAUACAUUCGACAUGCUGGAUUCGCUGUUAAGUGCCCAAGGAAUGAACAUGUAGUCAAUUCUUAGGUUGUUUUUCUUUACUUUUUUUAAUUUAAGAAUUGUUAGAAUGGAAAACUUCCUAAUGUAGCAGUAGCAAUGCCAGCUGUUGCUGCUGUCGUUUCGGUAUAUGUAAGUGCUGCUUUAUCCUUCACUCUGAAAAGAAGAGGUAUAGUAAACAAGUCUUUAUCUCCACAUACGAUAGUGUUAUAAAUACUGUAAUAGCAUGGAAGGUGCAAAAAAUCUCAGUAUUUCUACAACUGCAGCUAAGAACAGUAGAAUGAACGUCUGCUUUUAGGUGUAUAGGAUGCCUCAAGCAUUGAUUAUUUAUAAUUUUGAGUACUGCAGCCACAACUUUUUGUUGCGUAGUUCUUGAAUGAGUGUCAUUGUUUUCUUGUGUAUUUAUACUGUAUGUAUGAUUUGCAUGUUUCAAAGAUAAAGGGAUUAAAAACAGUAUACUGAAACUGUUUACAAGAAAGUGGAGAAAAAUGUACAUACAUUUUUGUAUGUUUAGAUAUACCGUAAAUACUCAGGAUUGGAGCUGCUUGUAAGUAUAACAAAAUACACAUAACUUUAUUUUAUCUUGCCAGAGUCCAUCAGUUAUCCAAACAAAGAUGGCACUUUGUCUUGUUUAUCUUUAAACUGUAGGCCUUAUUGGAAGCCGCUUAAAAGGGACACUUCACUAGAGAAGGACCAUGUAGGGUCAGCACCGCACAGUAUUACCAGAGAGGCAGGAAAUCGGGUAGGCCUCUGCUCGCUCGUUACGGCCAGACCUCAGACAUGUCCCUUGCUUUCUGAAGGAAAAAGGAAUUCAAAUAAAAGUUUACAUAAUCUUUUGAUGUGAAGUGCAUUUAAACGUUUAUUGGCUUGAUGCAGUAAAUUAGACACAGAGCUGUUAAUAAUGGUUAUGUAGAUUCAUGCGACUUAACUGCAGUUCAUAACCGGCAUUGUGAAAAAAAUAAUUUUUUUUUAAAAAAAAAGGUCAUAAUUUAUUUUAAUAGCAAACAGGGUCACUGUUUCCAUUACCAUUUCGGAAUAAUACCCGUGUUCUUAAAUACAAUAACUGUACUUGUGUGUGAUGCCACAUUUCUUUUACAGGUGAAUGCAGUCUUCAUAGUAAAUAAGAAUAAAACUAUCAAUAUCCCAACAAUAAAAUAGUUACCAUUGCUGCUGCGCAUUGUACUUGUGAUUAGUUAACAAAUUGGAAGACACUUGUUCUGUUUUUUCAGCUCUGUGGGGGUUUAAAUAAAAGGAAAUCAAUCUCCCAGUUAAACCACUAGCAUCCAUUUUAUCUGCCCGCAUGUGUCAGUGCGAUGGCUUGUGCGCUCUUUCCAGGGUGUUUCGCUCUUUGGAAGAAAUGACAGGUGUGAAUGUCCUUGUUUUUUUCAAAGCCAAUACUACAGCUCAGUCGGCUGGCUAGCAGCGAACUGGCUGUCUGGGUUGUUACUCAAAACUAUUCAUAAGCUAUGAAGUACCUCAACACGAACUCAGUAUGUAGUAGCAACGGCCGGUUUUCAGUGACUUCUCUUAACUUGGAAGUGACCACGAUGUGAAGUAAACUUUUGCUAAGCCACCUCAUUCCCUUAGUGCUCGUGUCAUUCUGUAAGUCUCAGAUGUCACAGCUGGAGCUUUGCCCUUUCAGUUAACAUCACUCACGUGUGCUUUAAAUGAUAAAACUGUUCAAUAUCUACUCGGUCGGUAGUUGCUGUAUUAUGUAACUACAGGUAUAUCAAUUACUAUGUAAUACUCUGUUUCCAGUAAUGCAAACGCUUGUAAUUACUUGAAUAAGUUUUAUUUGAACUAUGGAUACUUUUUUUACACUUAAGGAAUAUUUAAAUGGAAACCUGAUCGCAUUUUCUGCUAAUCUUGGCUUAAAUCUUGGCCCGUGUACAAAACCCAAAGCUGUCUUAUCCCUACCAACAUGGUUAUUUUUCUACAUUUGGAAUGUAACUUCUUGUUACGUAACUUCUGCAUUGUUGAAUAUUUUCUCUCCUUUUAUAGGCCGUUCCCUUUCCAUCUCAGCGCUACUUUUGUGUCUGAUUUUUAUUAAAUGUAAUCCGUGUUACAUACUGUCCUAAACUAUAGUAUGGGUAGACGGAUGAAAUAGCAGUGAAUUGUCUUCUAUUUUUCUUUGAAGCACUACAGUACUUUCUUUUUGAGUCUGUUUUAAAUAGUUGUGCCAUGAAAUGCGUCUUAUACAGCCACUCUGGAUAAGCAAUAUAUUGUACUGUAAAUAUAGUAAUUGCUGUCGUAACUUGGCGUUACAAUGUCUGGAUGGUAACUAGUGCCUGUCUAAUCUAAAUUGGAAAAGAGCGUAGGCCUUCAUCCUAAGGUGCUGUUUCAAAAGAAAUAUUUCCUGUUUUGAUUCCGGGAAAUUGUGAAAUACCAUGGAUAAAAUGUUGCUAUGCUACAUUGAGAUCCAAACUGAUUUAUUUUUUUUUGUUUCUUUGUAAAGGAUGUCCAUAAAACUCAUUGGGUUUGGUUUUCAAUGUGAUUGUAAAUGUGUGAAAUUGUAUGUGUCUUUGUGUCUGUGCUAGUAGGGGCUGAGAGGGAGGGAGAGGAUAUGCAACAAGAUGCCACUAGUUUUCCCUGACUGAAACCCACUGCAAAUUAGUGUGUGAAUUGCAGCCUGGCUGAGGUGUUAGAAAUAAAUGAAAAUUAAUAGAAUCGGCAUCAGCCUCACAAGUGAAUGACUGAAUAAAUGCAAUAAAAGGCUAAUAGGCAACACUAUUACUCUGUUCAUCACUUUGAUUACAGACUUUUUUGUUAUAAAUUUGAGUACGUGCAUUCUGUAAUUUGUAAAAUGACGCCGUAGUGGAGACCUUGCUACAUCACUAUUAAAAAUCUUCCCUUUUUGUGAGAUAUGAGGUUUGUAGAAUAGAGAGAUUCUUUCGUAUGUUGAAUCUUAAUCUGUCGCUAAUGGUGGGAGUGCUGAAGUAAUGUAUCUCACUGUGAUCUGGUACUUCGGUAUUUGCAUAAAAUGGCAGUUCUGUAUAUUCUUUUGGCUAACUGUAAAUAUAAAUGUUUCAUAUUAGCAUAGCUGAAUUUUUGAGGUACAGCCGUUUGUGUGAGAUUAGAAAAAACAACUUUAUUUCUAAGAACUUGUAAAGAAAAAGUAUUUUCAAUAAAAUUCCCUACCUCA